CCAGAGUUUGUUUUUCUCGAUCCUCUUCCUCUCAUCAGCUCUCUUUCUAACCGGAGCAGCUAAUAUUAAUAUUGGUGCGAUAGUCAACACCACUUUACGCAUCGGAAGGGAACAGAAGGUGGCGAUGGAGAUCGCAGCCCAACAUUUCAACUCCUCUUCUUCGCCAAUUUUUCUGGGUGUCAGCGAAUUAAACAGCAGCGAUCCCUUCGAAGUGAUCACAAGAGCUAAAGAUCUCAUUAGCUGGGGAGCGGAUGCAAUCAUCGGCAUCGGAACAUGGCCCGACGUCGCAACGAUACUAUCUCUUGCCGCAACACCAACCUGGUCAUCGACCAUGCCGUUCGUGGUUCAGAUGUCGUAUCCAGCCACUGGCGAGAUGCGCUGUCUUGCUGCCAUCAUAAGAUCGUUUAACUGGAGGCGAGUCAUCGUCAUCUACGAAAAAGAUAUAUAUGGCAGUUCCUCCGGAGUCCUCGAUCUCUUUUCCGAUGCUCUUCGAGACAGUGGUUCACAGAUCGACUACCAUAUAGCCUUCCCACCAUUGCGCACAGUCUCUAACGCAACCGAUAUGAUCCGCCGAACGUUGACGGGCAUUCCGCGACACCUAUCGAAGGUGUUCGUCCUCAUCCGAUCCUCACUAGAGCUGACCGUGGAAUUGUUCGAGCAGGCAAACGAUAUGGGAAUGAUGGCCAAGGAUCAUGUAUGGCUCGUGAAUGACGACGUCACCGCCCUCCUCGACUCCACUCUCACCCCUUCCUUCAUCUCUUCCUACAUGCAAGGCGUGAUCGGAAUCAGCACCUACUUCAACACCACCACCAGCUCCUACCACAACUUCUCUUCUGAUUUCCGGCGACGAUUCAAGCAAGAGUACGAGCUCAAAGGGGAGCAUCUUUUCGAACCAGGGAGGCAUGCAGUCGGAGCAUAUGAUGCAGUGCACGCUAUCGCCAACGCAUCAGCAGCAAUAGCAACUAAGGCUGAGACCGGAAGUGUCACAACGUUACAAGGUAACCUCUCGACCAACUUUACUGGUUUGAGCGGCUUUAUAGAAUUCACAAGAGAUGGGCUUUUACCUGAGUGGCGAAGCCACUCGACCUUUCGUGUGCUAAACGUAGUAGGGAAGAGUUACAAGGACCUAGGGUUUUGGUCAGAAGGACAUGGUUUCUUUGAGGACGAAGCAGACAUAAGGCUAGACGUCUUGCGUCCAGUUUUCUGGCCGGGAGACACAGACAAGAUCCCAGGAGGAUGGGGAACGUUGAAGAUUGGAAUACCUAAUGCCACAUCCUUCGAUCAAUUCGUUAAGGUGGAGUAUGACAAAGAUGGGAAGCUGCAGCCUACUGGAUUCUGCAUGGAUGUCUUCCGGGAGAUUCUGAAACACCUCAACUAUGAUCUAAUCUAUGAGUUCGAAGCUUUCAAUGGCUCCUAUGAUGAUCUCGUUAAUAAGGUCCCUUCCCAGGAAGUGGAUGCUGUGGUGGGGGACAUCACAAUCCUAGCAAAGCGGGCAGUGAAUGCUACGUUUACUGAGCCCUUCCUCUCAUCCGGCCUUUCCAUGUUGGUCCCUGUGAAGCCUAACCACACGCCAUGGGUGCUCACGAAGCCAUUCACCAAGGAGGUGUGGUUUCUGAUCCUUGCCACCCUCGUCUACACCGCGGGCGUCGUCUGGUACCUGGAGCGCGAGAGCAACCCCGAGUUCCACGGCACUCCGUGGGUGCAGCUCCAAGCUACGCUUUGGUUAAUCCUCUCCAGCAUCUUCUUCGCCCACGAGAGGGUUUAUAGCUAUUACGCGAAAACAGUGGUUAUAGUUUGGCUUGUCGUGGUGUUGAUCUUGACGACCAGCUUCACGGCCAACCUCAGCUCCAUUUUAAUCAUUGAGAAGCUGGAACCGGUGCCACCAGGCAGUAGGGUUGGCUGUGAUGGAGACUCGUUCGUUCCCAAGUACCUUCAGCAAGUGUUGCACUAUAACAAGAGCAGAAUUGAGACGAUUGGCCAACCAGAAGAAUACGUCAAAGCCUUCAAGAGUGGGAACAUCACGGCGGCCUACCUCGAGACGCCGUAUCUCAGGGUCUUCCUCUCCCAGCAUCAAGAUUUCAGUGUCAUUGGGGAGACACACAGGCUCGGAGGCUUCGGCUUUGUGUUCCCUGAACAUUCUCUUCUGGCGGACGACUUCUCCGAAGUCAUACUACAACUAGAAGAGAACGGGACACUGAAAGAGCUGGAAAACAAAUGGUUCACCAUUACCUUGUCCAACUCCCCCCCACUGGACGACAAGAGGGAGAGUGACAGCCUCAGCCUGGACUGCUUCUGGGCACUUUUCCUCUUCACGGGCUGCACCUCCACCAUCGUCUUGCUUCUGAACGGGACCGGCACAUCGGUAGCAGUCCUGCGCCGCAGCUUUAUGGUGCUUUGGCGUUCCACCAGAAAUCUCAGUCCAAGAGAAGGUUUAGAGCUUCCCAAGGUGGUGCAGAUAUCUUCACACCAAGAAGAUAAUCAUCAUGCAAACACCAUUGAUAUCGUUUAAGACAAAUAUAUAUGAAAUGUAUAUACUAGUACUCACA
This is a messenger RNA of Musa acuminata AAA Group (dessert banana), 2546 nucleotides long. Its product is annotated as glutamate receptor 2.7-like. Gene Ontology annotation, molecular function: signaling receptor activity; ligand-gated monoatomic ion channel activity. NCBI's taxonomy places the organism in Eukaryota, Viridiplantae, Streptophyta, Magnoliopsida, Zingiberales, Musaceae. Gene Ontology annotation, cellular component: plasma membrane. Bases 125 to 2509 code for a protein of 794 amino acids. The record is from RefSeq and is a predicted model, not a curated record. The transcript has 5 exons.